Cyphellophora attinorum is the source of this 1359-nucleotide messenger RNA. RefSeq lists its product as uncharacterized. The transcript has 2 exons. The coding region runs from base 1 to 1359 and encodes 452 amino acids. The record is from RefSeq and is a predicted model, not a curated record. Lineage: Eukaryota; Fungi; Ascomycota; Eurotiomycetes; Chaetothyriales; Cyphellophoraceae.
AUGGUCAAUGGCAUCCUAGUAGAGCAGCGACUCACCUCUACGCCAACAACACCCCACAACUUGAGGAAUACUGAGUCAGCUCCUGGACUCCAGAAUGUCCCUACGAGCGUCUCGUACAGCCUGUUGACGCAGCACAUGAUGUUUUUGUCAAAUCGCACAACCAACUCCAGUUAUCUCAGCAACGUGGCCGACACUACAGCGUUCGUCUAUUUCCAGAGGAUAUUUGCCGGCUUGAAAUCUACGAGACACUCCCCGACGUCUGCACAUUUCAUCUUCAGCCAAUACGCUAAGAAGCUCCCAAUAGCAAUGCAUUUUUUGCUUGCCGUAUCCCACGCCGAGCUCUGCGUGGAACAGAGAGUCAGCUUUCAGGCGCCUUCCGAGUCACUCACGCACUUCGAGGCAGGGUCUGAGUUGCUUCGAGUUCGUCUCAAGACAUUCUCAACAGCUAGGGAUCACCUAGAGACGAUGCUCACAUAUCUGUAUCUGUUUCAGUUCUGGCUGAGGCGGGAACGAUGGUUUGCCAAGGAGCUGCAGGAUCUCAGUAUGUCGGUCCUACUCUAUGUCAAGGCUUUCUCUCUAGAUGAAAUCUGUGGCGCAGCAGACGACGACUGUACAUCACAAGACGCGAUCGAGAAGGCUUUGGUAUCACGAGUUCUUUGCUAUUUGUUCGACCGUGAUGGAUUUGCAGCUUUUAGCGGAUAUGCUGGAUUCUUUGCCAAUGUCGCAAUGCAGAAUGCAGAGCUUUGGCAGAAGAUAUGGCUUCGAUUUCAAGCAGCCUUCCCGCUGGCAUCUCGUCGUGAGGCCGCAGUGAUUGAAGUAUACUAUCGGCUUAUUUGGAUUCAUCACGAAGUCAAUUGCUACAGUCUACAGAGGAAGGACGAUUCGCGAGCCAGUACUCGCAUUAAGAACCAACUUCGCGAAAUCAGGGUGAGGGAAAGCUGGAUGUUUGGUCUUAUGGCACACCGUCACUCAGACGUCCCGGAACCAUCGACCAUGAGACUUGUCGCCGUGGCGUUCUAUCACGCCAUAGUGAUAUACCACUAUCGAUGCCGUUCGUCGCCCUUUGGUGCUUCGCCUGUUCCGGAGGACAUACAGGAAGCACUCAAAGGGCUAUUCACCUGCACACGCUUCGCAGUCCGGACACGAUCUGUACAGCUUCUCGAGCGAUUUCAAUGGUCGCUAUUUAUUGCUGGAGUUGAAACGAAUGAUGUGGCAAACACGGAAUGGGUUCGAGAAUCCCUUGCAGACGCAGUUCUCAAGGACGUGUUUGGGGUGGUCAGGGACGUGAAGAGAAACAGUCAUGGUUGCAUAUCUCUUGGAACUGUACGGUCGCUCUUCACCUGUAACGGAUGUGAAUAG